AUUUAUAUGUUGUUUACAGGAUAUUAUCGAGUCAAUUACGAUUUAGAGAAUUGGAAAAAAAUUGCAAGAUACUUAGCCUCUAAGAAUUACAUAAAAAUACACGUUCUUAAUCGUGCUCAAAUUAUUGAUGACGCUUUUCACUUCAUGAUAACGAAACAACUCGAUUCUUCCAUAUUCUGGAAGAUUACAGAAUAUCUAGAACAAGAAACAGAUUUUGUAGCAUGGUAUCCUAUGUUUAAAGCUUUAGAAUACAUGUCGAGUGUUUUUCCACUUCCAAAAAGAAAAACUGAUAAAAUCAAGAUAAGAAUGCGGAGUAUUUUAUAUAAGGUGCUUCAAGAACUUGUAUACGAAGAAAUUCCUAAUGAAAACGAUUUUAGAAAACGUUUAAGACAAGAAGCUGCAAAAUGGGCGUGUUCUUUUGAUGAUCGGAUAUGCAUAGAAAUAGCCAACCGUGAUUUAAGACAACAUCUCGCAAAUCCCGAAGAAAACAAACUCUUACCAUGGUGGAAAGAAUGGACAUAUUGUAAUGGUUUAAAAUUAAUGCCCGAUCCUCAUAUUAUGAGUUAUGAAAACUCUACUUGGUGGGCAGUACAUCGUAUGGGAAAGGAAAAAUUUAAAACUAAAGUUUUAGAAUUUCUGGCUUGCCCUGAGCAUCCAGAUUUUAUAACAGACUAUCUAAAUCUGAUAGGAAAUGAUAGUGAAACAUCGAUUAUGUUGCUAAAAGAUUUUCGCAAUCAAGAUUAUAUUAAUUGUUUCCUUUUUACUAUUGCGAAGUACGCGAGGAAAAAUAAAGUACUUAACUUUAUAUUAAACAAAUUUAAGGAAAUAAAACCAAAGAAAAUCAAUACGGUUGUAGCAUUAACAGUUCUUAUAAAUCAUUUAUAUUCUAAGGAACAACUCAAACAGAUGAACAAGUUUCUGACUAAAAAUUUGGAGGAAUUAAAAAAUUAUACAAUAAGGAGAACAUUAGAAAAUUUGCAAGAACCUUUAGAUAAAAUUCUCGAGAUUAAUGCGGAAAUGAUAAGACAAUUGAAAAAAGAGGAACAACUGAAUAAUAUAAUUCUAAACAAGCUAGAUAUACGCUCUCACCAAAUCGAAUCUCAGAUAAAGUAUCUUGACAAUUUAGUAUUAUAGUUAUUAGUUAAUGAAAACUGAUAAUAGUAAUAUAUAUCUAUCUCAGUAUAAAUAUAUCUGUUUGGUAAAUAUUUUUUUGUACGCCACAUACUUAAUAUUUUAAUUUUGUACGCUUAUUGUUAGGUGCAUUAAUGAUACUCGAUUCGUUUGCAUUAACAAAAAUAUUUCAUGCAUGCGGUUACAAGUUUUCUUAUCACUUUGAGAUAUUCAAAUUAUACAAUUAAUUAUGUAAAUAAGAAAGUAUGAUUUUUUAAUAUAUGGAUUAAUAUAUCAUAUUUUGUAAAUGUUAUAAAAACAAAUUUGUCUGUUGAAUACAAAUAUGCUGAAUCAUUAAUGCAUCAAAAUGAACCAUCUGUUUUUGUAUUUUGAAUUGUAUUUUAAAUUGUAUUUUGAUUUUUCUUUAACUUUUUCCUUUA
This is a messenger RNA of Formica exsecta, 1550 nucleotides long. Its product is annotated as aminopeptidase N-like. Lineage: Eukaryota; Metazoa; Arthropoda; Insecta; Hymenoptera; Formicidae. The transcript is spliced from 6 exons. Gene Ontology annotation, cellular component: cytoplasm. The record is from RefSeq and is a predicted model, not a curated record. Gene Ontology annotation, molecular function: peptide binding; zinc ion binding; metalloaminopeptidase activity. Gene Ontology annotation, biological process: peptide catabolic process; proteolysis. The coding region runs from base 7 to 1134 and encodes 375 amino acids.